This is a messenger RNA of Parnassius apollo (apollo), 456 nucleotides long. The record is from the annotation of a GenBank genome assembly. NCBI's taxonomy places the organism in Eukaryota, Metazoa, Arthropoda, Insecta, Lepidoptera, Papilionidae.
AUGGAUGAAAGUGAUCUAGAAAAUUUAGAAGAUAUGUUAGAUAAUAAGGAAAAGGAUCUAGAAAACUACAAAGAAAUUUUAGAUGAUGUGGAAAAUUAUCAAAAUGACGAUUUACAAACAGAAACAAAUAAUUCGGAUGAUUAUGAUGAUCUGCCCACCAGUACUGUUGUUACAGGACAAUGGGUUUUGGUAAAAUUUACAACAAAAUCAAGCUUAAAACAUUAUGUAGGAAUAGUUUCAAGUGUAAACUAUGAGGGAAUACCAACGGUGAAGUACGUGAGAAAAAGUGCUUUUAGAGGCAAUGAUGAUAAUACUGCAUUUGUUUACCCUGAUGUACCUGACGUUUGUGAGCUCAGACAUCUAGAUGACAUUGUGUGCAAGUUACCUAAUCCUAUAAUUGGGCGAAGAGGAAAAAUCUUUUUCAAGGUUUCCUUUAAAGGAUAUAAUAUUAUAUAA